Amphibalanus amphitrite is the source of this 2235-nucleotide messenger RNA. Its product is annotated as serine dehydratase-like. The record is from RefSeq and is a predicted model, not a curated record. The transcript has 8 exons. Lineage: Eukaryota; Metazoa; Arthropoda; Thecostraca; Balanomorpha; Balanidae. The coding region runs from base 430 to 1371 and encodes 313 amino acids. Gene Ontology annotation, biological process: L-serine catabolic process; L-threonine catabolic process. Gene Ontology annotation, molecular function: threonine deaminase activity; pyridoxal phosphate binding; L-serine ammonia-lyase activity.
AAAUGGCGCAAUAAAGACAAUACAUAACUGCUGUCAGCGCUCACGCACGUAAUAUUACACAUCUCAUUGGUUGGCCCUUCCGGAUCACUAACAGCACCAACAAGUCCAACGAUUUCAAAAGGAACGAAUAAGUUUUACAAAUUGAAAUACAAAUAAGUUGGGACGUUUUAUUGUAUAUCGUAAGUUUUUAUUACAUAUUAGGUGGGCAAAUUUUGGUAAAUCAACUUAUAUGGCCUUGGGCAAAUUCUAAUAUACAGCCUUGGGUAAAUCCCUUCAUGCAUUAUUACAACCAGAACAGAUGUGAUCAUGGGAAAUGUGACCGCCACCCUGCUAGCAUGAAGUUUGGAGCAGAUUCACUGUGGUGUUCAGUGCUGCAGCCAGCCGGUGCUGAUUUCCAGCCUGGUGAUAGUAGUCCAGUUACCUGCCACCAUGGGAAAGCUUCAUGUGGAAACCCCUGCUAUUUCAUCACCUUCACUCACAAAGCUAUGUGGACGAGAGGUCUACUUGAAAUUGGAAAACCUUCAGCCCUCUGGCUCAUUCAAACUGAGGGGCAUUGGGCACCUCUGUGAGGAGGCGCGCGCUGCCGGCUGCACCGAGGUGGUGUCCUCGUCGGGCGGUAACGCGGGACUGGCGGCGGCGUAUGCGGCGCGCAGCCUGCAGAUGAGCUGCACAGUGUUCACCCCGCGCUCGACGCCCGCCAUGGUGGUGGACAAAUUGAGGGCCGAGGGCGCCGACGUACAGAUUGUGGGUAAGAACUGGAACGAGGCAAACGAGGUGGCGGUGGAGCGUGCCAAGCGGCCCGGCUGCUGCUUCGUGCACCCCUACGAGCACCCCACCACCUGGACGGGCCACUCGACUCUGGUGACGGAGCUGCAGCGCCAGCUGCCGGAGAGGCCGGCCGCCGUGCUGCUCUCAGUCGGAGGCGGCGGCCUGGCCAACGGCGUCAUCGAGGGACUUCACAGAGUCGGCUGGGACGACGUACCGGUGGUAGCGGCCGAGACGGAGGGCGCCGACUGCUUCAGCAAGGCGCUCGAAGCCGGAAAACCCGUUUCACUCCCCGACAUCACCAGCCUGGCCAAGUCUCUGGGCGCGCUGCAGGUGUCCUCCCGCCUGUUCGAGUCCGCACAGACCCGGCCCGUGUUCAGUGUGGUCGUGUCCGACCGUCAGGCGGUCGAGGCGUGCACCCGGCUCGCAGAGGACCACCGUCUGCUGGUGGAGCCGGCGUGCGGCGCCGCGCUGGCCCCGCUCUACUAUGGCCUGCUGCCGGCAGAGGUAGCCGCGCGGCCCGGGCCGCUGGCCGUGGUGGUCUGCGGCGGCAGCGGAGUCACGCCGCAGAUGCUGAUCCAGUGGCAGCAAAUGACGGCUGCCUGAGGUUCCUCCUUAGCCUAGCGGCAGAGGAUGACGACCGUCUGAGGUUGGUCUUAUCCCAGCGGCCGCAGGUGACUGCCGUCUGAGGUUCUUCCUUAGCCCAGCGGCCGCAGGUGACUGCCGUCUAACCUGAGCCCAGCAGCAGCGACUGCUGCCUGAGGAGCUUCUUGAAAACGUUGGCAGGCAAGGCUGCUGCUGUUGUGGCAGGCUCACCUCCUCAUGCAGGCAGUAGCGCCACUGGCAGUGUGGAAGGAUCCUGUGUUUUCAUGGUUAGUCCGGACGUACCAGUCAGGCUGCGAGGCUGUAGACCAAUUUAUGAAUUUAGUGCGGGUAUAGACACUCUUGAGCGGGUAGAUUAACGAUGAGAAUGGGAUAUCGCCUCUUAGAGUCAUUACAUUCAGGGAAUGUAGUAUUAUUUUGACGGGUUAGACCGUAGACGGGCGGUGGCAUGCAUUGAGACGGUUUACACGAUUGUGAUAGUAUGUGAUUGAUGUGUGUGUUAAUGGGGUUUAGCAGCUGAAUCUAAUUAAUGAUGAUUGUCGGGAAUUACCCUCAUUGAGUUGAAGAUAGGGGGAUUCAGGGUUUGGUUUCAUUGCAGGCAUAUGUGAGUCGGUGUGACAAUAUGCGAUGAUACUCUGUCGUGAUUUUGGAAUGGCCCGGCGCUUAUCCAUGGCCAACUACUUGUUAACUGAAAUGCAGUGAUUCGUGAACACUGAACAGUGAACAUGGACUGCCAUAUUGAUAUUGUGAUCGAUUUGUGAUAUGCAGGGAGGUGCAUUGGAAACUUGAUAAACACAUUGUCUUUGUUCGAAAUCGCCGACAAAUCGUAAAUAAUAUAUGCAUGAAACAAACAUCACGCUCUCAAAA